Molecule: messenger RNA, 1584 nt
Organism: Penicillium arizonense
Lineage: Eukaryota; Fungi; Ascomycota; Eurotiomycetes; Eurotiales; Aspergillaceae
Product: sugar porter family MFS transporter
Exons: 4
Coding region: 1-1584 (527 amino acids)
Biological process (GO): transmembrane transport; carbohydrate transport
Cellular component (GO): membrane
Molecular function (GO): carbohydrate:proton symporter activity
Source: RefSeq, a predicted model, not a curated record
AUGAUUACGAAUAUUUAUAUCAUCACAGUCAUUGCUGUGAUUGGGGGCUCGCUAUUUGGCUUUGAUCUGUCCUCGAUGUCCGCCAUCCUUCCUACCAACCAAUACAGAUGUUAUUUCAAUCAGGGGCCUCAUGGGCCUCCAUUCAAUGACGAAACCCACUGCUCGGGGCCGGAUUCUACAGUGCAAGGUGGAAUUACGGCCUCCAUGUCUGGCGGCUCUUUCAUUGGGGCAUUGAUGUCGGGGUUCCUAACUGAUAUAUUCGGCCGGAAAUCGGCAAUCCAAAUGGGAUCUGUCCUAUGGCUUAUUGGGAGCAUUCUCUGUUGCGCCUCCCAAAACAUUCCCAUGUUAAUCGUGGGCCGUUUUAUCAACGGCGUUUGUGUAGGAAUAUGUUCUGCGCAAGUCCCCGUGUAUGUCGGAGAGCUCGCACCUCCUCAUCUUAGGGGUCUGGUGAUGGGCGCUCAGCAAUGGGCCAUCACAUGGGGUGUUUUGAUCAUGUUCUACAUUUCCUACGGCUCUUCCUUCCUUGCCGGUUCCAUUGCCUUCAGACUGCCUUGGGGGCUCCAGAUGGUCCCUGGACUUAUACUCUUGGUAGGGCUAUCGUUUACGCCCGAAUCCCCGCGGUGGUUGGCAAAGGAAGAUCGCUGGGAUGAAUGUUGUCACAUUAUCUCGUCUAUUCAUGCUAACAACAACCUCGAUGAUGCGUUCAUCCAGUUGGAGAUCCAACAACUCAAAGACGCCUGCGAAAUGGAGCGCAGCAAGACUGAUAACACUUACUUUGAUCUUUUCCGGCCGCAUAUGAUUUGGCGAACACACAUUGUGGUCUUCGUCCAGGUAUGGUGCCAACUAACAGGCAUUAAUGCCAUUCUGUAUUACAUCACCUAUAUCUUCGGAAUGGCAGGCCUCAGUGGCAAUUCAAAUUUGAUGGCUUCGUCCAUCAGCUCUGUGAUCAACGUUGUUAUGACAAUACCCGCACUUCUGUUCUUAGAUCGGAUCGGACGUCGCCCAUUACUUAUAGGAGGUAGUAUAUCUCUUGCCAUCUGGUGGACUGUAUGUGCAGGCCUAAUGGGGGCCUAUGGCACCCCGGCUCCCCCAGGUGGUCUGGACCAUAUCCCAGAAGUGAGCUGGGUGAUCACAGGAGCGCCCGCAAAGUUUGUGAUCGCUUGCUCCUAUCUUAUUGUGGCAAGUUUCGCCCCGACCUGGGGCCCUAUUGAGUGGGUGUAUCCGUCGGAACUUUUUCCUCUCCGACUUCGAGGCAAAGCCGCUGCCUUAUCUACAGCCAGCAAUUGGGCCGUCAAUUUUGCUCUGAGCUAUUUCGUCCCAUCGGCUUUCGUCAACAUCACUUGGAAGACUUACAUUAUUUUUGCCGUUUUUGCUUUCGCUAUGACCCUUCAUGUUUUCUUUGUUUUCCCUGAAACGUCGGGGAGAACUCUGGAGGAAGUUGAAGAUGCAUUCAAGGGUGUUAAACUAGCAUGGAACAUGGGGGUAGAUAAACGCCAGGAUGAAGAGAGAACGCCCAGCCACAAGUCUCACCAAGCAGAGCAUGACGAAGUUGUCUAUGUUGAGGAUACUUCAGGAUCAAUGUAA